Messenger RNA from Asparagus officinalis (garden asparagus), 983 nucleotides. Its product is annotated as scopoletin glucosyltransferase-like. NCBI's taxonomy places the organism in Eukaryota, Viridiplantae, Streptophyta, Magnoliopsida, Asparagales, Asparagaceae. The transcript has a single exon. The coding region runs from base 52 to 849 and encodes 265 amino acids. The record is from RefSeq and is a predicted model, not a curated record. Gene Ontology annotation, molecular function: UDP-glycosyltransferase activity.
CUUCCUGGUCCGGUUCGGGCCAGGACCCACUUCAACUCAGUCGUUAACCGGAUGGACGAGUCCAAUUCGAAGAGUUACGGCGUGAUUGUCAAUAGCUUCCUCGAGCUGGAGGGCGAAUUCGCCGAGCAUUAUCGGGACUCGCUCAGCGGGCGAGCUUGGCACGUCGGUCCGGUCUCGCUUUCCCACAGGAUUGAGGAUCGAGAUCGCCGUCACUGGUUAAACUGGUUGGACUCAAAAGAGCGUGACGCGGUCAUUUAUGUGUGUUUCGGUAGCCAGGCUAACUUUUCUACGAGUCAACUUAACGAGUUAGCAUCAGGUCUUCUAGACUCGAAUCAUUAUUUUAUUUGGAUCGUACGAAAGGAAAGCCCGCAACUACUAUUGGACAGUGAAUUAUCAGAAAGCAACAAAGGGAUCGUAAUUAGAGGGUGGGCACCACAGCUGCGUAUUCUUAAUCAUGAAUCAAUCGGAGGAUUCGUGACCCACUGCGGGUGGAAUUCUGUGAUGGAAGGGGUGAGCACGGGUAAACCCAUGGUGACCUGGCCCGUGUUCGGAGACCAAGCGGUCAAUGAGAAGCUUGUUGUGGAUGAGUUAAAGAUCGGAGUCAGAGUCGGAGCUAGAAUAAAAGAUGAGAGCGAGAAAGAACCACCUUUAAUAAAGAGCGGAGAUAUUGUGAGAGCAAUAAAGAAAGUAAUGGGAAAGGAUGAGGAGGAGGUGAUGAGGAUGAGGAGGAAGGCGAAGAAGCUAGGAGAGGAAGCAAGAAGGGCAGUGGAGGAGGGAGGAUCAUCUUGGAGGGAGAUGCAACGUUUAGUUGAAGAUUUGAUGAGUUUAAAUAAGGAUUUGGUUACAUGAUCAUAGUUAGCCUGUUCGAGAUUUGCGCUUGAGUUAUACAGGUGAUAUUUAACACGAAAUAAAUGUAAGUCAUGUUUCUAUAAUGCUUCCGAAAGUGGUUCUUAUAAUUACAAUUAAUUACUUCUCUUUCUUAA